Molecule: messenger RNA, 1518 nt
Organism: Podarcis lilfordi (Lilford's wall lizard)
Lineage: Eukaryota; Metazoa; Chordata; Lepidosauria; Squamata; Lacertidae
Source: the annotation of a GenBank genome assembly
AUGGCGUCCGGUGGGGAACAGCAGGCUUCCACUUCGGGCAAUCAGCAGGCACCUGGCGCAAGUAAUGGUGGCGCACAAACAGGGGCCUUACCUUGUGAUCCGCAAGCCUUUGCACAAUUUUUCCAGGCAUUUGAAACAUUUUACAGGCAAUGUAGGCCUGGUGCUUUGGUUCUUCCCCCUGAACCGUCACAGGAUGUUAUACCAGACACGCUCCCUAACAUGCAAGGGCAGCAGGUAUUGCCAGGUCCUUCAGGGGCCAACGCCCGUUCUGAAACGUCUAAUUCGGGUCGCCCCAAUACCCGUGCUCAGGCAGCCAUCUCUAAAAAAGCAACUCAUAACGCGGGAAAGGGUAAGCCAUCGGCGAAAGGCCCCGGCAAGGGUAAGGCUAGCUCAAAAGCUUUAGGUAGACAAGCCCCAGCUCACGCAAUAGACAUCCCUAGUGUGUUCCAAGAGCAGCAGUCCCACCAAAGCUCAACAGAAGACAGUGAGGGUUCCAGCUUAGAGGAGGAACAAAGGGAACCUCAAGUUCCUCAGCCAGGGGCUGAUGGGAAUGCGGCCUCCGCAGAGAAGCAGGGCGGCAAGCGCAAGUCCAAGAAGAAGCACACGGCUGCUAAGAAGAGGAGGAGUAAGCAGUCCGAGACGGAGGACGAGUCAGGUACGUCAUCUUCCGAUUCGGAUAGCGAGGGACCCAUGGAUGGCUACUGGGGUUUAGGUGAGGGUAAUCACGGGAUCCCGUUAUGGGCUCACGAAAGGAGAGCCAAUUCUCAUCGUAAAACUUUCAACGGGGUGCUCGAUUGGAAAGAUGGGACCCUGGUGGAGGAUGUAAAGGUCGCCACCAAUCAGUCCACCGAUUUUAUUUUGGGAAAUCAUCUAUCCCAGAAGAGGAGGAAUAAGAUACUUAACGGUGAUUAUGUGGACAUGUUUACCUUGCUCCCCCCCACUAAGCUACUGGGAAAAGGUGAAAAGAGGCGAUCUUCUGGUAAAGGAAGGUACAGGACCCCUAGGGCCGAACGCACCUUCGAGAACUGGUUGGACGGGUACCAGGUUUUCAUGGGUGUUGUUUGUGCUGCGUAUCCUAGGCGGGCCAUGGAUUUGGUCGCCUAUUUAGCUCACGUGAGGCGGGCUCACUCGCUGGCAGGGGAACAGGCCGCUCUAACGUAUGAUGAGAACUUUCGCAGAAACGCUUCCCUACUCCCUUCCACCCGAUGGGACCUGACGGACCCUAACUUCUGGGGCGAGGAUGUCACUCCAUACAUUGAAAGAAGAAACCAGGGAAUGGUCAAAGCAGGUAGGACGGAGGUAAAGCGGCGUCGCCUUUGUUGGGAGUUCAACAAGGGUACAUGCUCCAGACCGUCUUGUAAGUAUUUGCACGAAUGCGAACGGUGCUGGGGAAAUCACCCAGCUACCGCGUGUUUUAAGAACAAACAGCAGCCCUUUUGGGGGGGCAGGGGGUACUUCCACAACAGCAAUAGAGGUGCCCCCGGAGCCUCCCACCAGGGAACUGGUAACCGCCAGUAA